This is a messenger RNA of Cyphellophora europaea CBS 101466, 5076 nucleotides long. RefSeq lists its product as uncharacterized. Gene Ontology annotation, biological process: double-strand break repair via homologous recombination; error-prone translesion synthesis. The coding region runs from base 1 to 5076 and encodes 1691 amino acids. The transcript has a single exon. NCBI's taxonomy places the organism in Eukaryota, Fungi, Ascomycota, Eurotiomycetes, Chaetothyriales, Cyphellophoraceae. Gene Ontology annotation, molecular function: DNA binding; DNA-directed DNA polymerase activity; nucleotide binding. Gene Ontology annotation, cellular component: nucleus; zeta DNA polymerase complex. The record is from RefSeq and is a predicted model, not a curated record.
AUGGAUUCGUUUCGGGUUCGCUUGAACUGUAUCGACUAUUACCAGAGUGUGCCAGUCGAUGAGUUCGAUCCUCCUGUCCCACGAGCGGAUGCCAUUCAGAAUGCCAAAGAUCGCCCGCGAGUCUCAGUGCUCCGCGUGUUCGGUGCCACCGAAACUGGUCAGAGGGUGCUCCUGCAUAUUCAUGGAGCAUUUCAGUACACAUACGUCGAGUAUUGCGGUAGCCUACAACCUGCAGAUGUUGAGGUGGCAAUCCGGAAUCUUCACCUCUCUAUCGAUCAUGCCUUAGCGGUGAGCUAUAGGAAGGACAUCUACACGGGCAAGCAUCGCUACGUCGCACACAUCUCCUUGGUCAAAGGCGUCCCGUUCUAUGGCUACCAUGUUGGCUACAAAUUCUAUCUCAAGAUAUACCUGCUCAACCCGCUCCACAUGACAAGACUGGCCGAUCUCAUGCGUGACGGAGCGAUCAUGAAGCGCGUCUUACAGCCAUACGAAAGCCACAUGCAGUACAUUGCCCAAUGGAUGUGUGACUACAACUUGUAUGGGUGUGGAUACAUCGACUGCGCAAAGGUCAAGUUUAGAGCACCAGUCCCCGGCUAUUACGAGGUUGAUAGUGAUUUGCACCAGUGGCAUGACCGUUCAAUUCUGCCUGAGAACAUCUCUGAUGAGUUCGCGUUGCCGAAGCAAAGUCAUUGUGCACUUGAGGUUGAUCUAUGUGUCCAAGACAUCCUGAAUCGCCGCGAUGUGGAACCUCGGUCCCUGCACCACGACUUUGUCGAGCGUCUCAAACCCAUCCCGUUAGAUGCUAAGCUGGUGCAAAGUAUGGCUGGUCUUUGGAAGGAUGAAACGCGGCGGCGAAAGGCACGACUGGGCUUGAAAGACCCGAACAGCAGCCCAUUUCCUCCAGAGGUUCUCGUGACCAUGUCAGCCGAUCCACGCGAGACCGAAGCAGGCGGUUGGAUUCACGAACAGGAAUAUCGAUACAAGAUCGAGCAGCUUGUUGCAGGCGAGACUGCGAAGGCGAAUCAGCAGAAUUUACAUUUCGACAGCUAUCUCAAGCCUGUGCCACUCGAGAGAACCGUGAAAACGGCUCUGGACAGUGUUGAAGACCUAUAUCCACUCAACAUGUCACGAACAUCGACGGCAAGUCAAGCCAACGAGACUGCCGACGCAGGGCAAGUCAUAGUAGACGAAGACGUGAUUCAGGGUAUGAGCAAGCCAGAACAUUCGAGUGAGGAACAACAUCAAUCUGGCGAGAGGCUCGAAUCUAAGACACCACCAGCAAAGCAACCAUAUGCCGAUGACGGGGAUUCAAUUGCGGGCCAUGAGAUUGCUGAUGCUCCUAUCUCUUCUACUGAAUAUGACAAGUAUGGCGUACACAAUGCUGGCGAUGCUUAUAGCUCCGGGGAUGAGGAUUUCGAAAUCCCUCCUGAGUUCACCGACAUGUGGGCAAGGAAAGCGAAUAAGAGGACUCGCUUUGCUCCUAUGCCAAAGGCAAGGAAGCGGCGGCGAGUUCUCGUCGAUGAGGAUAAUCUUCUUCCUCAAAUCUCAUCAGACAACGAAGAUGACCCGUUUAAUGACAGCGGCAUUGACGAGGGUUCCAAUGGCCAACCAGAAGGUCGGAAUCCCAACAAUAGCGUACAGCACAUUCUGUCCAAGCACAGUCAAGAUCCAAAAACUCUCGAAAGGCGAAGCAGCGCCUUACUGAAGGGAUCUCAGAGCUCACAGAACUCUACGCUGCACUUUCCCGUUGUCAAGCACCCGCAAGAUCCCUCUCGGCUCAGCCAGGCCAGCGACCAGUCACAAAAGUUGUCGGAUGGUCGACCUGUAUGCGAAAAGGAAGUUACACCAAGCGCGAAGACACCUGCAAGGACGGGCUCGCCUGUCUCAACGAAAAAGCCGGGCUCCGAGGCCACCUUCAGGCCGUCGCUCACAGUGGAACCGAGCCGUGCCAGCAUGCGUGAGCUCCAUAAGCUCCAGCAUCAGAACGCACUCCUGGUCUACCACACGCGGCCGCCCAGGGUUGCCUUUGUGACUUCUACAAUGCGACGCGAAGGACUGCCCGAUCAAAUUUACCAGGAGGCAUAUUAUAAAAAGGAGGAGGAUGUACCAGACCAGGCUCGCGAGUAUGCGGGCCGUGAGUUCAAGCUCGAGAGCUCAACCAUUCCGUAUCUCCCUGAUUUUGAUGCUUCUGGCACUUCACUAGCAACUCUUGGCCGCAAGAACCCAGUAAUGCUUGACCGAAACACAGAAGAAAUCAGCGAUAACCAGCGACGCAAGCGUUGCAGCUAUAUGUUUUGGUCUAUAGCAGAGCCACCACCUCGACCAAGUGAUGUGACUGCCUGGCUCGAUUUGGGAAAGCCAGCAGAGAAGGUCCUUCCGACAAACGCUGCCACUGGUCAGACACCGGGCUCACCUCGAUUAAUGCGCUCCCAGAUAGACGUGCCCACUCAGAAGAAUAAGCAUGGCUUCAAAUACUCGGGAAAGCAGUCGUCUACAUCCGUUCAACACGCAACCCAAUACAUGUCUACCAUGUCUCUCGAAGUCCACGUCAACACACGCGGCUCUCUUGCACCCAAUCCGGAGCAUGAUGAAGUCGCUUGUGUCUUUUGGUGCGUGCAGAACGAUGAUGCCGAGGACUUCGAACCUAAUGUUCCUGGCAAGAACAACUUGAGGAUGGGCAUACUGGCUCUAGCUGAGGAUGAACGCUCCGCCAAGCAGCUCUCCCGGACCGCAAGCUCGCUUAACGAGAUUGAUAUUGAGACCGAGACGAACGAGCUCGAUUUGCUCACCAGGCUUGUCGAUAUCGUACGCAAAUACGACCCUGACAUACUCACCGGAUUCGAGGUGCACAACUCUUCUUGGGGUUAUGUUAUCGAACGUGGUCGCGUCAAGUACGACAUGAACUUAUGCGAUGAGAUCUCUCGCAUGAAAUCCCAGAGCCACGGCCGUUUCGGUAAGGAUGAGGACCGAUGGGGAUUCAACCACGCAUCCACGAUUAGAGUGACUGGCAGACAUACCAUCAAUAUUUGGCGCGCCAUGAAGGGUGAGCUGAACCUCUUGCAGUAUACGCUUGAGAACAUAACAUUUCAUCUUCUCCAGAAGAGGGUACCCCACUACGGCUUCAGAGAUUUGACUGCCUGGUACAAAUCGAAGGUGCCGCGGGAGCGCGCACGAGUGCUGCAAUACUUUUGUGAGCGCGUGCGCAUCGACCUCGAGAUUCUCGAGGCAAACGAGUUAGUAGCACGGACGAGCGAGCAGGCUCGUCUUCUCGGCGUCGACUGGUACUCAGUGAUCUCUCGUGGCAGCCAGUUCAAAGUUGAAUCGCUGAUGUUUCGCAUUGCAAAGCCUGAGAAUUUGCUGCUGCCCAGUCCAAGUCGCCGGCAGGUAGGCGGUCAGAAUGCGCUGGAGUGUCUCCCACUCGUCAUGGAACCCAUGAGCGACUUCUACAGCAGUCCACUGUUAGUCCUCGAUUUUCAGAGUUUGUACCCUUCUGUUAUGAUUGCGUACAACUAUUGUUAUUCGACGUUCCUUGGACGUGUGGUAAAUUGGCGUGGAACCAACAAGAUGGGCUUUACCAAUUAUGAGCGACAAGAAGGGCUCUUGGGCCUCUUGAAAGAUUACGUGAACAUCUCGCCGAACGGAAUCAUGUACGUCAAAAAGGAAGUUCGCAAGAGUCUUCUCGCGAAAAUGUUGAGUGAGAUUCUUGAAACCAGAGUCAUGGUGAAGAGCGGCAUGAAGGUCGACAAAGACGACAAGGCGUUGCAGCGACUGCUCAACAAUCGGCAGCUGGCACUGAAGUUGAUCGCAAACGUUACCUACGGUUACACGUCAGCUAGCUUCUCUGGACGAAUGCCGUGCAGCGAGAUCGCGGAUAGUAUUGUUCAAACGGGCCGAGAGACGCUUGAAAAGGCGAUCGCGGUGAUUCAUGCGACGGAGAAAUGGGGCGCCGAGGUCGUGUAUGGCGAUACAGACAGCCUAUUCGUUUAUCUGAAAGGUCGGACGAGAGAGCAGGCGUUCGAUAUCGGCGAGGAUAUCGCGGAGACAAUCACUCGAAUGAACCCGCGCCCGGUGAAGCUGAAGUUCGAAAAGGUUUAUCAUCCGUGCGUGCUCCUAGCGAAGAAGCGGUACGUUGGCUUCAAGUACGAAAGCCGGAACCAGACGGUGCCGGAGUUUGACGCGAAAGGCAUCGAGACGGUGAGACGGGAUGGGACGCCAGCGGAGCAGAAGAUUGAGGAGAUGGCGCUCAAAGUGUUGUUCCGAACUGCGGAUCUCAGCAAGGUAAAGGAUUUCUUUCAAACACAGUGUGCAAAGAUUAUGCGUGGCAAGGUGUCGAUCCAAGACUUUUGCUUCGCAAGAGAGGUCAAGUUGGGAACCUACAGUGACAAAGGCCCGCCGCCACCAGGAGCACUAAUUAGCGCCAGAAGAAUGGUUGAGGACCCACGCCUCGAGCCGCAGUACGGUGAAAGGGUGCCUUAUGUGGUGGUAACGGGUGGACCAGGAGCAAGACUCAUCGACCGAUGUGUUGCACCAGAUGUGUUGCUCAACGAUGCUCACUCCGAGCUGGACGCCGAGUACUACAUCUCCAAGAACCUCAUCCCACCAUUAGAGCGCAUUUUCAACCUGGUUGGUGCAAAUGUUCGGCAGUGGUACGAUGAGAUGCCGAAGUAUCAGCGCAUUCGACGUAUCGAGGCGGGCAUGACGAAUGAUGGCAGGGAGAUGGGCAUGUCGAAGAAGACUCUCGAAAGCUACAUGAAGUCGUCGACUUGUCUGGUCUGCCGCGGGAGCCUGGACUCGGAAGUACCCAUUUGCAGCAGCUGCGUUGAGCAAGCACCUCAAAGCCUCCUGCUGCUGAAGUCGCGGGUGGUCAGGGCGGAGAGGAAAGUGGAGGGGCUCCUGAAGAUAUGUCGCAGUUGUGAAGGAGUGGGAUGGAACGAGGAGGUAAGGUGCGACAGCAAGGAUUGUCCAGUCUUCUAUUCGAGGACGAGGGCAAGGGCGGCGCUGCGGAACGAGGGGGUGAUGCUGGCUCCCGUGAUGGAAUUGCUGCAGGAAAUUGAAGGCGAAGGCAUUGAGUGGUGA